Molecule: messenger RNA, 1276 nt
Organism: Lactuca saligna
Lineage: Eukaryota; Viridiplantae; Streptophyta; Magnoliopsida; Asterales; Asteraceae
Source: the annotation of a GenBank genome assembly
CUUAAAAUAGCAAACUUUUUGAAGUAAACGAAAAAAAUAGUAAAAGAAGAAAAUGCUUCUAUUUACUCGGAAAAGAAAAACGACCAAGUGACCUUGAUGCAAACGUCAAGGAUUCAAAAGGAACCCGCCUGAUCCUCUCUAACAUUUUCCUACAAUUUCUCUUCCUCUCACAAACAAUUUCACGUCCAUCCACACAAACCCUUCUCCUUUCAUCAUCGUUUUCCGAUCACACUCUCCCGGAGACUUACCCUUAAUUCCUUUACUCUCGAUUCCACUUGAUUUCAUUUUGUAGAAGAAGAAGAAGAAGAACAACAACAACAAGAUGCCUCCACAACCUGGAAAUCUAAUCUAUAGCCUUGUAGCUAGAGGCACCGUGAUCCUUGCUGAGUACACCGAGUUCACCGGAAAUUUUCAAAGCGUCGCUGCCCAAUGUCUUCAGAAACUCCCCUCCACCAACAAUAGAUUUACGUAUAAUUGCGAUGGCCACACCUUCAAUUACCUCGUCGACCAAGGAUACACAUACUGUGUUGUUGCGGUUGAAUCAGCUGGAAGGGAACUUCCCAUUGCUUUCUUGGAGCGGAUUAAGGAUGAUUUUUAUAAAAGAUAUGGGACAGGAAAAGGCAAAACUGCUAAUGCCAAGGGCCUUAAUAGAGAGUUUGGAUCCAAAAUGAAGGAGCAUAUGCGUUACUGUAUCUCUCAUCCUGAAGAGAUCAGCAAGGUUGCUAAGGUCAAGGCUCAAGUUUCUGAAGUCAAGGGAGUGAUGAUGGAGAAUAUUGAGAAGGUUCUUGAUCGUGGUGAAAAGAUUGAACUACUAGUUGAUAAAACCGACAAUCUUCGCAAUCAGGCACAAGAUUUUAAGAAACAAGGAACAAAGAUGAAGAGAAAGAUGUGGUUUCAGAAUAUGAAAGUGAAACUUAUAGUUUUUGGAAUCAUCAUUGCUUUGAUUUUAAUCAUUGUUCUCUCAAUCUGCCCUGGGUUCAAAUGCUUUAAUUAGGAAAGUUUUUUGAUAAUUAGAAAAUUGUUUUAGUAAAGUUUUCAUAAAUCGGUGCAUUUUGUCAUCGUCACUGAUCGGAUACAUUUUUAAAAUUUUUUUUACCACGAUUUAAAUAAGAUUAUGUUCACCACCAAUGAGAAUAUUAUUGAUUAGUUUUAGUGACAAAUUUUGUUGGGUAUUAUUGGAUUUUGUAAGUGAUUUUGUGAGGUUGUAUAUGGUCAUAAUUAGAUACAAUUAUGUGUAAUAAAGCAUAUCAUAUAAUAAAGGAUUAUGUUCGGAUUG